This is a messenger RNA of Portunus trituberculatus (swimming crab), 511 nucleotides long. Its product is annotated as ovomucoid-like. NCBI's taxonomy places the organism in Eukaryota, Metazoa, Arthropoda, Malacostraca, Decapoda, Portunidae. The record is from RefSeq and is a predicted model, not a curated record. The transcript has 2 exons. The coding region runs from base 42 to 305 and encodes 87 amino acids. Gene Ontology annotation, molecular function: serine-type endopeptidase inhibitor activity; protein binding.
GGAGGACUUAAUUGUUUUUCCUGACACACAAAUCCGGUGCAAUGAGGCCCGCGGUGCUGGUGUCGACGGUGAUAGUGGUAGUCCUGCUGAUGGCCCGCCCGCUUACGUCGUUCAAAAUGCCCUCUUGCUGUAAACCGUGUACAAGGGAACGUAACCCAGUCUGCGGUAGUGACACAGUGACCUACGCGAACCCCUGCCUCUUCAGCAUUGCGCAGUGCCAAAACCGUAAGCUCACGAUGCGGCACAUGGGCGAAUGCAACCCAAGAAACAAUCAUGGAUGGGGAAGGACCUUCAUCUGCCUCUAAGGGAAUGCAAGCAAUAAAUAAUGAUUGCCUAGGAAAAAGCUGUAUUAUGAUUUUGUUUAAAGGAGAUCGGAAAAGAUUCUAAGGGUUCUAUUUUGGUGUGUACAUGGUUCUAUAGACACCUGUAGAUUAUAAUGGAAGAAUUUGCUGCUUUCCUGUGUGAUCGGACUCCUUGUGGUAGAAUCCUUAAUGAAUUGUGGAAUAGAGAA